Lutra lutra (Eurasian river otter) is the source of this 1863-nucleotide messenger RNA. RefSeq names its product astacin like metalloendopeptidase (gene ASTL). NCBI's taxonomy places the organism in Eukaryota, Metazoa, Chordata, Mammalia, Carnivora, Mustelidae. Gene Ontology annotation, molecular function: metalloendopeptidase activity; zinc ion binding. Gene Ontology annotation, biological process: proteolysis. The coding region runs from base 1 to 1863 and encodes 620 amino acids. The transcript has 13 exons. The record is from RefSeq and is a predicted model, not a curated record.
AUGGGCGGCCUCUGGCCAUGGGUGCUGGGUCUGCUCUCUUUGCCAGGUUUGAUCCUAGGAGCACCCUCUGCCUGCACUUCCCCAGAAGCCUGUGGAACCAGCUUCUCAGAGGGCCUCAACCCUGAGGAGACCCAGGUGUCCCAGGACAAGGACAUCCCUGCGAUUAACCAAGGGCUCAUCCCAGAGGAAUCCCCUGAGAGCAGCUUCCUCCUGGAGGGGGAUAUCCUUCGGCCAAGUCCCUUCCAGGUGUUCUCAGCGAGCAGCAACAAGUGGCCUAAGAACGGGGGUGUUGUGGAGGUCCCCUUCCUGCUCUCCAGCAAGUAUGAUAAAGCCAGCCGUGAGGUCCUCCUGAGGGCAUUUGCGGAGUUUGAGCGGUUCACGUGCAUCCGGUUUGUUGCCUACCGGGGCCAGAGAGACUUCAUUUCCAUCAUCCCCAUGUCUGGGUGUUUCUCCAGCGUGGGACGCAGUGGAGGGAUGCAGGUGGUGUCCCUAGCACCCACCUGUCUCCAGAAAGGCCCAGGCAUUGUCCUGCAUGAGCUCAUGCAUGUGCUGGGCUUCUGGCAUGAGCACUCACGGGCUGAUCGGGACCACUAUAUUCGUAUCGAUUGGAAUGAGAUCCUCCCAGGCUUUGAAAUCAACUUCAUCAAGUCUCAGAGCAGCAACAUGUUGGUGCCCUAUGACUACUCAUCAGUGCUGCACUAUGGGAGGUUUGCCUUCAGCCGGCGGGGGCUGCCCACCAUCACACCCCUCAGGGCUCCCAGUGUCCAAAUUGGCCAGCGAUGGAAUCUGAGCACCUCGGACAUCACACGGGUCCUCAGGCUUUAUGACUGCAACCCGAGUGGCCAAGGCCCCAGUGGUGGAGGAUUCCAGCCCCACAGCGAUGGUAGGAGCCCUACUCCUGCCCCUAGACCAUCCCUGCAGCGGCUUCUGAAGGCAUUGUUGGCAGAAUCUGGGAACCCCAACGCCAGUGGCCCCAAGGCAGGAGUCCGACAUGUUGCUGCAGAGCCCCGAGAGAGCUCACAUAGCUGGGAGCUCCCUGCACAGAGGAAGGUCGCUAUGGGGGCCUCUGCAAGGCUGCCCCAGACCCCGGCUUCCUCCCUGAACUUCAGGCCUGGAGCAGGUGUUCCUGGUGUUCUAGAGAGGUCCCAAAUGGCCCAAACCCCCUCUGUACCCCCAACUACAUCUCCAGAAGCAGGCCAGCUAGUGCCUAUCCAGGAUGCUUUGGGGAACCCAGAUCUGCCAGAAGCAGGGACCUUGGCCAGUACUGGGGACAGAGAAGGGAUGUGUGCUGUCAUCCACCAGCCUCUCUACUUCUCUGGCUGUGACCGUGCCUUGGGAACCUCCGUGCCCGCAGAGUACGGCGAGGACUACCGACACGCGGGCGGCAGCAGGGGGCGCUCGCAACCCGGCCACGCGCUCUGCAGGCCCGACGGAGUCUGGUCAAGAAAGCGCUUUGGGAAGGGGCUCCGGACAGUCUCCCCGUUCCCUCCUACUCCUUCCACUCGGCUUCCUUCUCGAGCGCCGGGAUCCUUCCCGGAGUCCCGAAGACCCCAGAUGACGGUCUCUCGGACCUCCCGUGGCUCAGAGGCCGGGAAGAAAACGGGUAGGAUAGCCAGGGCGGAGGCCCGCGGCGCGGGGAGGCUGCGGCCGGCGCGGCUCCUGGCUAGAGCCAGCGAGCGGAACCCGCGCCUCGGCCUCUGCGCCGCCUCCCACCAUCGGUGGCGCGACCCCCCGGCCGGCCCGCCGGCCCCGCGUCCCAGCGUAGGUCCAGCAGCCUCAGAGCGGGAGGGCGCAACUUUCCCCCGGUCCCGGGGCGGGGCGGGGACGGCAACGGGACAACUUGGAAAACUUCUCCGGGGGUGA